Molecule: messenger RNA, 3471 nt
Organism: Calliphora vicina (urban bluebottle blowfly)
Lineage: Eukaryota; Metazoa; Arthropoda; Insecta; Diptera; Calliphoridae
Gene: Tmtc2
Product: Transmembrane O-mannosyltransferase targeting cadherins 2
Exons: 10
Coding region: 123-3215 (1030 amino acids)
Biological process (GO): protein O-linked glycosylation via mannose
Cellular component (GO): endoplasmic reticulum membrane
Molecular function (GO): protein binding; mannosyltransferase activity
Source: RefSeq, a predicted model, not a curated record
AACAAUUAAAACAACUGCAACAAUAAAAAUAGAAAGAGUAAAAACUCUUCGUAAUAACAACAAAACAAACUUUUAUGUCAAGAUACUAAUGUUAAACACAUUUGAACAAAUUGAUCAUAAACAUGAUGGACUACACUAGCUUGGGCUGUUGUGCUUUGGCAUUUAUUUUAUACUUAAAUACAUUAAAUUCUGGAUUUGUUUAUGAUGACAGACGUGCCAUUCUAGCCAACACAGAUGUCUCAGGCACAGCGCCCUGGCAGAAUGCUUUUGUGCAUGACUACUGGGGAACACCGCUCACAGACAGCGGCUCUCAUGGCUCCUAUCGGCCACUGAGUGUUCUCACAUUCAGAUUAAAUUUUCUACUCAGUGGUUAUAAUCCUUGGGGCUUCCAUCUGGUCAAUAACUUACUGCAUUGUUUAGCCACCGGUUUGGUAGUGAAGGUGGCUCGACAUUUCCUCUCCUCAGUGUGGGGUGUUGUGGCGACGGGAGCCCUCUUCGCUGCACACCCCAUUCAUACAGAAGCUGUGGCAGGAAUUGUGGGAAGAGCUGACUUGGCCGCCUGCGUCUGUUACCUACUAACCUUUCUCACGUAUAUGCGCCACAUAGCGUGGCGAGAGAGGGGUGAUCCACUGCAGUGGUUGGCUUUAAGUUUAACCUUAGUUUCCUCUAUAGCUGCAUUGUUGUUUAAAGAAACAGCCAUCACCGCCUUGAUAAUAUGCGGUAUGUUUGAUGUGAUACGUGGCUUAAGUGGUCUGAAAGACAAACAUCGCAUACGUUCGGUAUGUGUGUUGACCUCAGUUUUGUUGGGCACGGUGUAUUGUCGGCUGGCGGUAAUACCACGACCCCAAACAUUAUUCUCAACAGCAGACAACCCCGUUGCGAAAACAAAUUCAGUGUGGACACGUUUUUUGACUUUUCUUUACCUUCCGGUAUUCAAUUUCAAACUGUUGCUGAAUCCACAAGUGCUAAGUUUCGAUUGGGGCAUGAACGCCAUACCACGCAUAACCACUAUAUGGGAUGGACGCAACGUGUUGAGUAUAGGUUUCUAUGGUGCAUUAACCUACACCGCCUGGCAAUGUUGUUGUUUACUGUUGCAACGCCAUAAGCGUCUGCAUUACUACGCACACUAUAAAAACAGACAUCAGGCAAGCUCGUCAUACGUUGCAUCGGGAGCACAAUACCAUUUACAACCACAAAUGCAGCGUAAGUCACGCACUAAACGAAAAUAUUGCAAACAGGUACAGUGUCAAACCUCAAAUGGAACAAUAGCUACAACAGACACAAGUGACAACCAAACGCAGGCCUACUAUAUGAUGACUCCACCACCACCUUCACCACCAUCCACACAUCACUAUGCAACUAGCACGCCAACAGUAACAGCAAAUUGUACUUCGCUACACAGCACCACAGCAUAUCUCAAGCACAAACUAUUGGGCAUAAAUAAUCCCCACAUCUGUGGUGAUUGCAAACAGGAAUUGAGUUCCGGCCAUCACACCAACUCGUGUCGGGUGUUGAACAACAACAAUAACGUUUUAACACUGAGCCACUCAAAUGUUUAUCACACAGACUGCUGUUGUCAUCAGCUAAUGUCUUCCAGUGUCGCGUCGUCCAACGGUACGCCACCACAUCUCUUUACCUUUGCUCUGCACAAAGCUAUAGCCUCCGUAGUUGCGGCACGCAGUUCACGCAGCAGUAGCAGUUGCAGCAACUCAACAACAGCCAGCAACAAAAGCUCCGAUAGUAGUGCUUCCUCCACCUGCAGUUCAGCAUCAUCGCUAUCCUCCAAGUCAUCAGCAUCUGAAAGGAAUCUGUCAUUGGCAACGUGGCCAUCGAUACAGCAAGAGGAUUUCAUGUUGUGUGACAUACCAUACAAGUGUGCAAAUGCCAGUGUCCUGUUAAUGGCCCUGGCCUUUUUAACGCUGCCCUUUCUACCCGCCACAAAUCUUGUCUUCUAUGUGGGCUUUGUAGUGGCUGAACGUUUGUUGUACUUGCCUAGCAUUGGUUUUUGUCUGCUGGUGGGUUUUGGUUUCGGCAAACUAAUGGAUCAUGUGCGAACGAGUAAAAAUCCCCGGCAUCAACAAAUGCUGAUACUGAGUUUGUGUCUGGUGUUGAGCGCUCUGAGUGCGAGAACGAUAAGACGCAACUUGGAUUGGCGGGAUGAGGAGAGUUUAUAUCGUAGUGCUGUGCAAAUAAAUCCACCUAAAGCUCUUGGCAAUUUAGGAAGUGUCCUUAGUUCUCAGGCUCGUUACAAAGAAGCCGAGGAGGUUUUGUUAGAAGCCAUCAAAUAUAGGCCAAAUAUGGCAGAUGUACAUUUUAAUCUAGGAAUUUUAUAUCAAAAUCAACUAAAUUAUAAAAAUGCAGUAAAAAGUUUUAAGAACGCCUUGAAUUUUCGACCUAAUUUAGCAGUGGCCUAUUUAAAUUUGGGCAUUUCCUUAAUUGCCUUGGGCAAAUGUCAUGAUGCUGCUCAGAUCUUACAGGAGGGCUCUAAGGUCGAUGGUAAUGGUGUGCGUGAUCGUGCGGCCCAUGAAAAUGCUAGAAUUUCAUCGUACCUGCAGUUGGGAGCACUCUAUGUCGAACAGGGCAAAUUACAGCGCGCUUUAGCCGUUUAUCGUGAAGCUUUAUACGAGCUGCCACAUCACUACUACAAACGAGAUGUCAUCUACCAUCGUAUUGGUGAUAUCUUUGGCCGCUUACAGCAGUGGGAUGAGGCCGAGCGACAUCAUAGGGCUGCUUUGGAGUUGCAACCAAAUCAGGUGGCAGCUCAUUUAUCGUAUGGCGUAACAUUGGCCAGAAAUAGCAGUAGAGUCUCAGAAGCUGAAAUGUGGUUUAAGCGCGCUUUGCAAUUGGCACCUGAAGAAGCCAGCGUUUAUCAUCAUUACGCUGAAUUCUUAACAACACAAACCCGCUUAGCAGAAGCUAUAACAUAUAGAGUCAAAGCAGCUGAACUGGCACCUCAAGACUAUUCACUGGUGGUAGCCGCAGCUACAGCAUUAAGGCUAAUGGAACGCAAGCAGGAAGCUGAAACUUGGUAUAGAAAAGCUGUCAACCUACGACCCAGUGAUGCCCAUGCCCACACAAAUCUCGGCGCCAUCUUACACUUACUGGGACAUACAAAUAAAGCGGCAACAAGCUAUAAGGAAGCACUGAGACUGCAACCCGGAGAUGCCACAACUCUGGGUAAUUUAGCAAAAUUGGGACUAACAGAAACCAAAUAGAGACAUAUUUAAUAAUAAAUAAAACUAAUAAAUUAUGACAAAAAAAAAUAACAAAAACCUUCCUAAAACUAAACAACUUAUAAAAAAUAUAUAUUUUUGUAUAAAAAAAGCAAAUAAAUCACCCAAGAAUGAAAGGAACUUCUAAAGAUUCCAUGUAAACAUAAUGUAUCAUACCAAGCAACAAAAUAAAAAUAAAAUAAAGACCAAAAUAAUAAUAAUAUUAUUUUUUUGUUUGUAUUAUUUUGUAAUUGAAACU